AUGUCACUUGCUGGAUUGAAAAAGCAGAUUAAUAAGGCUAACCAAUUUGUCAGUGAAAAAAUUGGUGGUGCCGAAGGGACCAAACUCGAUGAGAACUACUUGGAAACGGAAAAAAAAGUAGACAUAAUUGCAAAACUGAUCGAUGAAGUGCUGGCACUCACACAAGAGGUGCUGCAGCCCAAUCCAGCCUAUCGGGCCAGAUUGGUGACUAUGAAUACCUUGAACAAACUUCAGGGGAAAUCCAAGAGUACCACGUAUCCGCAACCCGAAGCGCAACUGGGUGAAUGCAUGCAAAAAUAUGGUCGAGAAUUGGGUCCAGAUUCUUCUUAUGGUCAGUGUUUGGUCCAAUCCGGAGAGUCGUUCAAAUAUGUUGCCGAAAUCAAAUACACAAUGGAAGAUCACGUUAGGGAUAACUUUUUACAGCCACUUCACAGUGUCCAGACUCAUGAGUUGCGCGAAAUAUCCCAUCAUCGAAAGAAAUUGGAGGGUCGACGUCUUGAUUUCGAUUGCAAGAAAAGGAAACAAGACCGAGGUUGGUGUUCAUUAUGA
This is a messenger RNA of Echinostoma caproni, 549 nucleotides long. Lineage: Eukaryota; Metazoa; Platyhelminthes; Trematoda; Plagiorchiida; Echinostomatidae. The record is from the annotation of a GenBank genome assembly.